Messenger RNA from Drosophila bipectinata, 2523 nucleotides. RefSeq names its product transmembrane 9 superfamily protein member 2 (gene TM9SF2). Gene Ontology annotation, cellular component: membrane. The record is from RefSeq and is a predicted model, not a curated record. Gene Ontology annotation, biological process: protein localization to membrane. NCBI's taxonomy places the organism in Eukaryota, Metazoa, Arthropoda, Insecta, Diptera, Drosophilidae.
UAUCGUUACUUUGACAGCUCUAGCUCGUACUAGGUGCUGACGUUCGGCCAAAUAAUAAGAAACGUAGUUAAAAACACUUGAAAAACGGAAUUUUUCGACAUAUAAACUGCUAAAGCGGUUUUCCCGGGCACCGCUAUUGGGAAGCUGUGUGGAGGAUUGCAGGAUACUGCCGUCGCAAAGGCCACGUUGCCUAUCAUUUCAAACAAAAAGGGCGAAGCCGAGUAGCCCAACCUGCUAUUGCUGCUGGUGAUUUUUUUCCGAUCCAAAUUCAAGAUGAACCUGCUCUCCGACUUCUUCAGGGGUCUAUAUCCACUACUGGGACUCAUCCUGCUACAGAUUCUGACUCCGGCCCUGGCAUUCUAUCUGCCCGGCUUGGCACCGGUUAACUUCUGUAAGAAAACCGACGUCUCAACCACAUGCAAGUCUGAUGUAAUCUUGUACGUUAACCGUUUAAAUACCGAGGAAUCCGUAAUUCCCUACGAAUAUCAUCACUUUGAUUUCUGUUUGGGCAAGGAGGAGAACUCGCCAGUGGAGAAUCUGGGACAGGUGGUCUUCGGUGAACGUAUACGACCCGGGCCAUAUAAAAUUCAGUUCUUGGAGAACCAGCAAUGUGCUGUGGCAUGCACCAAGGUGUACAAGGGUGGCGAUCCCAUCAGCCAUCGCAAGAUGAUGGUCUUGAAGAAGGGCAUCAGCUUGAACUACCAGCAUCACUGGAUUGUGGACAACAUGCCAGUCACUUGGUGCUAUCCCCUGGAGAAUGGAAAGCAAUACUGCGGCACCGGUUUCCCCAUGGGCUGUUUGGUUCGUCCCGAUGGCGAGGGCUGCCCCAUUAACUCGAUCUACAAUCAACCCUUGCACUACUAUCCCUUCAAUCAUGUGGAUCUGGAGAUCACAUACCACAGUGGGCAACUGGAGGAAUGGGGCAUUGGCUUUGGCAACAGUGGUCGCAUCAUUUCCGUAAAGGUUACUCCCAAAUCCAUCAAGCACACCGAUCCCAAGAAUCCCAAUUGUUUGAGCACUGAUCCGUUGGCCAUUAGCGAGACUGCAUUAAAGGACGGGGAAGAGUUGAACAUUAUCUAUACCUACAGUGUGAAGUUUAUCAAGAACGAUUCCAUCAAGUGGUCCUCCCGUUGGGAUUACAUUCUGGAGUCCAUGCCCCACACGAAUAUCCAAUGGUUCUCGAUCCUCAACUCACUGGUGAUUGUUCUUUUCCUGAGCGGUAUGGUGGCCAUGAUUAUGCUGCGUACUCUGCAUAAGGACAUUGCCAGGUACAACCAGAUGGACAGCGGCGAGGAUGCCCAGGAGGAGUUCGGCUGGAAGCUGGUCCAUGGUGAUGUGUUUAGGCCGCCGCGAAAGGGCAUGCUGCUGUCCAUUUUCCUGGGUUCUGGUGUCCAGGUCCUGGUCAUGUCAAUGAUUACAUUGGCUUUCGCCUGUUUGGGUUUCCUGUCGCCUGCCAAUCGUGGCGCCCUGAUGACCUGCUCCAUGGUUUUGUUCGUUUCCCUGGGCACCCCGGCUGGUUAUGUCUCGGCGCGUAUCUACAAGAGUUUCGGCGGCCUCAAGUGGAAGAGCAAUGUGAUCCUUACCUCCAUCGUAUGCCCCGGAGUGGUAUUCUCGCUAUUCUUUGUGAUGAACUUGGUCUUGUGGGGCGAGAAUAGCUCGGGAGCUGUCCCCUUCAGCACUUUGGUAGCCUUGUUGGCCUUGUGGUUUGGCGUUUCGGUGCCAUUGACCUUUGUGGGAGCCUACUUUGGAUUCCGCAAGCGGGCCCUGGAGCACCCGGUGCGCACUAACCAGAUUCCUCGCCAGAUUCCCGACCAAUCGAUUUAUACCCAACCCAUUCCCGGCAUUGUGAUGGGCGGAGUUCUGCCCUUCGGCUGCAUCUUCAUCCAGCUGUUCUUCAUUCUCAGCUCCCUGUGGUCAAAUCAAAUGUAUUACAUGUUCGGCUUCCUGUUCCUGGUCUUUCUCAUUUUGGUCAUCACGUGCUCUGAGACGACGAUCCUGCUGUGCUAUUUCCAUUUGUGUGCAGAGGACUAUCAUUGGUGGUGGCGCUCCUUCCUGACGUCCGGCUUCACAGCCGUCUAUCUGUUCAUCUACUGCUGUCACUACUUUGUGACAAAGCUCUCAAUCAAGGACAGCGCCUCGACGUUCCUGUAUUUCGGUUACACGGCCAUCAUGGUAUUCCUCUUCUUUUUGCUCACCGGCACCAUUGGCUUCUUCGCGUGCUUCUGGUUCAUACGCAAGAUCUACAGCGUGGUCAAAGUGGAUUAAGGGGAUCAAAACGCCAACAGAUGGAGGAUGAUGAAUGGAGUCCGUGCAAAAAUGUAUUUUUGUAUGUGUAGCCACAAAUUUACACUUAAGCCUAAUGUGUGUGUGAUUUCUGCGCUGUGCGCCCGGCAGUGUCAGUUUUCUGUUUAUUAUAAUUACGAUUGUACGAUGUACGAUAUGUACAAUAACAUAUAUUUGUAUCAGGCAUGGAAUAACGUGGAGUAACGAAGCGCGCAAUAAUCUUUAAGCAGUAAGGAGGGC